CCCACGCCAGCCCGCCACACUGUGACGUCUUGUGCUGGAAUGUGUGUGGUGUGAUAGACCUUCACUGUCUCGGAAAGACCUCGUUGAGAGUGUGCGUGCGGUUACUUGUCACCGCAAAAAGAUGUGCCUCAGUCAAGUAGUGAGAAUCACUGCGGCUAUGUCUUUCGAGGCAGUUAGGCUUUUAUGUUCCCGUAGCCCCGGGAUAUCGUCGACGGGUUCGAACCAAGGUCGCCUCGAUGAGCGACCUACCAUUCUCACGUGUAGAUGUGGCGACAGUCGCAAGUAAAUCGCUUACAUUUCUGGUAAAGUUCAUCAGUCUUUCCUGGCAUUCAGGUCACUAUUUGAGGUGAUUGCUUCCCGGGUUGCAUGCGGCCGUAAUUCGGAGGGAUCCAGGCUUGGCACACCGGCAGGGGAUGACGGCUGCUGGCGCAGCAGAAGACGGUGACCACUGCGGCCGCCGGAGCCCCCGUUUGUGUUUCGCUUAUGCAAAGUCGCCAUUUCUGGCUAAUGCGAAGGCCAAAUCAAUAUAUUUUCAGGUGUAUUUCCAACACAAACGAAGACGUGAUUAUAGCACGGUGUGUGCAACAAGUGAAGCCGUAUUCACGGUUCUGUGUCGCUUUGCGCCACAAGCUUCGGCAAAUCUUAGUACUCACGUUCCGCCACACACAGUUCCUUGCGUCACUGAAACUGUGGCCGACCUCCAAUGUGUCUUUGUGUUCAUUCCAAAGUAACUAGACACAUCUCUACCUUUUUCCUGAGCAGCUUGGGCAUGUCCAUAUCUGUCGGCUUUCCUGAAAUCUGCAGCCAGUGUGUGUGUGUGUGGUCCGCGAAACUCCGAGGCUGGUGCCAUACAACUCUCGCUCCAGUGCCGCCACACCGAGGAAUCCUGUAGGACACGUCGAAUGAACAAACGUGUGUAUCGUUUCUUUUCACAUUCUGCCGGUUUCAAACAGACGAAGUUUCUACUGAUGACAAAAACAAUGGCGAAGGCGUUGUGCUGUACAGCAACGAUGGCAACUGUUGCACUCCUUGCCACCGUUCUUCUAGGGAACUUGCCUGCAGGUUCUUUCUCCUUCGUCAUUGGCACAAAGGCUGUGGGAAGCGUCCCACUCGGCUCAGCAGCGUCAUCAGGCGGCAUGUGCUCCUCAGUAUCAGGCGGGCCAGCUAGUGUUUUCUCUUCGAGCGCUCUGAAGGCAGCAUCAGCCCUUGGGUCUAGAUCUCUCGCCUUCGCAAAAACGAAGACACUCAGUGAAGGAGACCCAGCGCCAGAGUGUGUCUGGAAGGUUCGUGCUGCGGCGCCGGAGGGAGGAAUGACGUGGGCAGAACUCGAGUCCACCACAAUGUUCAAGAACAAAAGAGUUGUCAUUUUCAGCCUUCCCGGAGCGUUUACACCUACCUGCUCAUCCCGGCACCUGCCUGAUUUCGACAAAGAGUAUGAUGCUAUCCGUGCCCUCGGGAUUGACGAGGUUUACUGCCUCUCUGUCAACGACACCUUCGUAAUGAACGCCUGGGCUUCCAGCUUGAAUGUGAAGCAUGUUAAGAUGAUUCCGGACGGCAACGGCUGUUUCACCUCAAAGAUGGGCAUGCUAGUGGAUAAAACCAACCUCGGGUUCGGCCCGCGAUCCUGGAGAUACGCCAUGGUGGUCCGUAACGGCACCAUUGAGAAGCUGCUGGUGGAACCGGAGAAGCGCGAUGACGCGGAAGACGAUCCCUUCGUUGCGUCGGACGUUGCAAGCGUGCUUAAGUAUCUGCGUGAUUCUGCUGAUGUAAAGGGCGCAUGAAAACGGUGAGAAUGCCUCCUUGUAGCAGCUGAACUCUUGCUUCCUACUCUGUGACCUACUGCUUGUUUUGAAAGUCGCCAUGUGGAGACUUGCUAGGAUAACCGGUGUCGCCAGACCUUGGUUCGUUGUGGGCUCCACUCAGCGUCUCCAACCAAUCGUUUUUGAAACACGUGGACCCUCUGAAUUCUGAGGUAACCUAUGUAGCAGGCAUCUGAUGAGUCGCACUCACUGUCCAUCUGUGAAAGAUCUUUUGUGGCGCUGACACAAUCUAGCGCAUGAGUCGUCUUCCCUGUUUGCUACGC
Messenger RNA from Toxoplasma gondii ME49, 2083 nucleotides. RefSeq names its product redoxin domain-containing protein. Gene Ontology annotation, biological process: hydrogen peroxide catabolic process; cellular response to oxidative stress; cell redox homeostasis. The coding region runs from base 903 to 1781 and encodes 292 amino acids. The transcript has a single exon. The record is from RefSeq and is a predicted model, not a curated record. Lineage: Eukaryota; Apicomplexa; Conoidasida; Eucoccidiorida; Sarcocystidae. Gene Ontology annotation, cellular component: cytoplasm. Gene Ontology annotation, molecular function: thioredoxin peroxidase activity.